Molecule: messenger RNA, 777 nt
Organism: Bombyx mandarina (wild silkworm)
Lineage: Eukaryota; Metazoa; Arthropoda; Insecta; Lepidoptera; Bombycidae
Source: RefSeq, a predicted model, not a curated record
AUGAAGCGAAAACUAUGCACCCCGCCCUUUAACUGUGACGAUAUGGAAGAGCUAAAUGUUACAGCUCUGUCGCGGCGGAAGGAAUCCGCUGCUCCACUGACAGGAGAAAGAGAAGGAACAUUCUUCCAUCAAUCAACAACCUACCCUUUUGCUUUGGUACUAAGACUAAGGGUGUUGCAGAUAGUAUGUGGAAUUUCAGCUAUGGUGAUGGGCAGCGUAGCUUUCAUAGAAGAGAGGCAAAAGUUCAAUAUGGGUCUCGGAAUACCGGCUGGCGGCCUUAGUGUGUUAGCAGCAGCGGUCUCUAUCCACACAUCGCGAGGUUGGAGCACUGUGUCGGGAGUGGCGGGCGCAGGAGCGGGAGCGGCCAGCGUUUUGUGGGCCGCAGCCUCGUGCUUACUACUUGCGCUUAUCGUGCAAUGCUGCAGAACUAUCCUGGAUCCGCCCGGGGUUAAUCAUAGCGACGGACCACAAGAAGAGGAAUCGCAACCCUCAUCACGCGAUUUGGUCGUGAUCGCUUGCGUUCAAAUAGCCCUGGCAUUAGCCACGUUACUUAGCGCGGCAGUCUGCGCUCGGAUAGACUGUGGCUCAUGACGGGAGCCACAACGCUCGCUCACGCGACGCCGCGUAAGUGAAGCUCCGCUACCCGCCACCGCUUCCGCUUCAGCCGAACAUAACGUGUCCGCACCCGACGACAGAGCUAUCGAACGAGAGAAAGGAGGACGCGUUGCCUGGCUGAUUUAAUUAUAAACUAAACGAUAUCAUUAGUAGUUAAUUUAA